GGUUUAGGGAAAAACACUUUGUUCUAUGUUAAUUUGGGGAUUUUUGAGUUAUGUUAAAUUUGGGGAUUUUUUAUGUGAUUUGAAAGUUCUGUAUCAGAUUGUCCUCUAUUUUCCCCUAAAGUACAUACAACCGCAAUUAGUUCACAGCAAAAACUCACUGAAAACCAUUUUUCCCUAAAAUACAUGCAUAUUUUCACCUAAAAUACAUUUUCGUAUUUUCAAACACAAAAACGCAUACAACUGCCAUUAGUUCAUAGCAAAAACUCAAUGAAAACUACCAUGAAUUCUUGCACAUCGAAUCCUCUCUCUUCUUGCCAGUUUUCCCUAUCUGACAAUUUCUAGGGUUUCCACUCCAUUGCUCUCACCCACCUGAAAAAAUGGCGCUCAAAACUACCAGGAUUGGCUCUUCUGUUGUAAUUAGGGUUUAUUUGAGCUCUUUGAAUCUAACUUCCCAUAGUUUCAGCUCUUCUUUUCUUUCUUACCCUAAUUCUGAGGAUUUAACAUCGAAGGAAGACCUCAUCAAAUCUCUCUGUAAAUCUGACAUGGUUGAUGAGGCUCUCGAGCUCUUCAAAGAAGUGGCUUCGGAGGUAACCCCAAAACCUUCUAUUUCAACCUGUAAUUAUGUUCUGGCUACUCUAGUUAGGGUUAACAAAUUCCAAGCUACAUUAUCUACUUAUGAUCUCAUAAACCAGUCUCGAAUUGUUCCUGAUCUUGUUACUCUGAACAUUAUGAUGAAUUUUUAUUGUGAAACCCAUCAAAUUGAUCGUGCUUUUCAGGUUUUAGACCAGAUUCAAGCCUUUAAUUAUGCACCCACUGUUGUUACUUAUAAUACUUUGAUUAAGGGUCUUUGUAAGAGCAAAAUGGUUAGUGCAGCUUUGAGAAUUUUGCAGAAAAUGGGAAUGGAAGGGCCCUUUCCAAAUGAUCGAACUUAUUCAAUUGUCAUUGAUGGUCUUUGUAACUCUUCGAGAUCAGAAUUGUGUUUGGGUUUGAUUGGGGAAAUGUUGCAGAAGGGGUUGAAUCCCACCGUUGUUACUUACAACACCAUUCUAGCUGGCUUGUGCAAAGAUGGAAAAAUUAGAGCUGCUAAAAAGCUCUAUAAAGAGAUGAAAAAUCAAGGAAUUAGGUCAAAUUUGCUCACCUACACUGCACUUAUUGAUGGGUUGUGCAAGGAAGGCUCAUUAGAUGAGGCCAAGAAGUUGUUUUACGAGAUGUCGGAGAAGAAUAUAUCUCCAAGUGUUGUUACAUACUCUGCCUUGGUACAUGGGUUGUGCGCUAAAGGGCAGUGGCGAGAUGCCACGAUGAUUCUCCAUGAGAUGCUUGAUAGGGGACUAAGCCCUAAUGUUAUUACAUACACGGGAGUGUUGGGUGGAUUAUGUAAGGAAGGUAGGCUCCCUCAAGCUUUGAGAUUGUUAGAUUCCAUGUUUCAAAAGGGCAUAGAGCCUAAUGCCGUGACAUAUACUACUUUGAUCGAUGGUCUCUGUAAAGGUGGGCGUUUGGAUGAUGCCAUGCGAACCUUUCGUCUCAUGGAAGAGAGGGGACAUGGGUCUAAUUUGGUGGCUUAUAGCGUGUUAAUUGAUGGUUUUUGUAAGAUUGGAAAGAUAGAGGAAGCCAUGGAGCUUUUUAGAGAGCUUGUUGCUAAGGGAUCCAGACCUCAUGUGAUUAUUUAUAACACCUUGAUGGAUGGAUACAUCAAAAUGGGGCAGCUCGAAGUUGCUCAAAGACUCUUUGAUGAGAUGAAAGAACAAAACGAGGAGCCUAAUGUUACGAGUUAUACUGUGUUGAUGAAUGGGUUUUGCAAAGCAGGUGCUUUGGAGAAGGUCAUGGACUUGUUUGAGGAAAUGACAAAGCAAGGGAAAAAACCGAAUGUUAUCACUUAUAAUACACUCAUAAAUGGGUUGUGUAAAGCGGGCAAGUUUCAAGAUGCAAAAGGAAUGCUUUCUGAAAUGUGUGAGAGAGGGAUUGAGGCUGAUGUGGUGACAUAUUCAUCAAUUAUAAAUGGCUUACGCAAGAAACAACAAUUGAAUGAGGCCAGGGAAAGUUUUGCUUAUGUGGUGGAGAAAGGGAUCCAUCCAAACAUUGUCACUUACAAUAGUAAUUUGCAAGAGCUUUGUGUGAAAGGUGAGAUUGAAGAGGCGCUCAAGUUACUCCAUGAAAUUAAUGUGAGUGAUAUUGCACCAUCUGCUUAUACAAUCUCUCUGUUCCUUGAAUGUGUUCAUAAAUCUGGAUAUUUUGAGAAGGCCUCAGAAUUGAUUUCAGUGUUGGCUAGUAAACGACAGAAAGAUGGUACCCACUCUGAUGUUGAACUAUUGGACAUUCUUUGUAACGAGUUCAAUUUACCCAACCAAAAGUCUUGAUUGCUUCCCCCAGCAUGAUACUGUAACAUUUUUGUUGUAAAUUCUUGGUAAUUUUUACUGUGAUUGGUCAAAAGGUAGAGCUCAUUGUAUUUUAGAACCUGUCAUGAUUUAUUCAUUUUGUACAGAAGUUACAGGGUUCUUUCAAAGAGUUCCAUAUUUGGCAUCUUUCCUGUUAAGAUUUCUGUAGAGAGGAAUUGCAUAUUAUUUUGGGAAAUUGUAUCAAUGUUACUCUUUAUUAAACUAUUUCAGAGGUUCUGACAAUUUGUUUUAUGAUUGAAAGAUAUGUGUAUGCAGUAUUCCAUAGAUUAGAUUCAAAUGUAUUGUACAUAUGUAGCUUGUUCAUAGGCUUUCGAGCUAAAAAUGUAAAUGCAUGCGCCCUAAAGUAAAAGGUAACUGUUGAAAGCCGUAAUGAAAGCAUAAACAUAUCGCAUUGUUAGAUGUGUACUGUCUGAUUGUCAACUUCCCAGUGUCAUUCUGGUUCAGGAAGCCUUACAUAGACUCUUCACAUGUACUAAGCUUCCUUCCUUCUGUCUUUGAAAAUACCUUAUCUUAAAUACCACCAGAUCUUAACUGUAUUAUUCUGGCGUUAUUUGUACAUGUUUCAUUUAAUAUUUUGUAUGUCUAUAGGGUAGAUUGCCUUAAGACUGUAAAAUGCUUCAAUCGCAUGCUUAGAAUUCUGAGGGUAUAUGUUCACUUCUAUUUUGUGCACCUCUCUGCUAUGAAAGAUUAGAAAUUAUUGUUACUCGGCCCUAGCCUGAGGUGAGUUACUUGGGGGUUCACUUGGACUCGCUUGAAAAAAAAAGCUGUUGAAAAAAAAAAAGGAGCAAAAAUAGUAUAGUUUCAAUGAAACCAAGAACAAUCUAAAAAGUUCAAAUUAUCUUAACAAAAAUUACAAAAUAUGGAUUAAGAAAAAGAAUGAUUUAUAGUUGGGGAUAGUUUAAAAAAUCCAAAAAAAAGAAAGAAAAAAGAUAUAUGGCAAAAAAAGAACUAACUGAUCUUUGACUAGAACAUCCAAAUUAAAUAUAUACAUCUAUCCCAUAUAUUUAUAUAUCUUUUUGUAUUUUUGUUCUAUUUUUUAAUAUGACACGAGUUAUCCUGGGUAACUUGGCUCACCAAGGGGAUGACCACUUGGCUGACUUGCGAAAGCUGCCUUCAACUUCAGGCAUUUCAUGCUUCCACCAUCAAAAUCCUCUCAGUGGAGAUAUUCUUGUUUAGUCCCCACAUCAGUAUAAUUGCUGCAUUUCAGGUGCAUAUUUAGGUUUGUGCAUUCUGGCGUUUGUUAAGAGAGAAAGAGAGAGAGUUGACUAAACAUAUCGUAAGCGGACAAGAAAAUCUCAACUCUGAUAUUUCAGUGUUCCUAUGAUGCAUCCUGAGGAAGAGAUGCAUCCUCCAUACUGAUACCAGAUUCAAGAGUUUCUUUUCACAAUAUGUUUAAUUAACUUUCCCUCUCUCUCUCUAUCGCUCAUGACAGCAGGUUAGAUAUUGGUGUGUAAUGAAAAUAGCAGGAGCUCUUUAGUAUCUAUUAUUUAUCAAAGGGUGGUUUUCCUGGAUAUUCAAUUUUUAACGCAUCGUAUGGGCAAACAUAGAGUUAAGAAUAAAGUGAAAAUAAAGAAAUUGAAGAUACAGUGAUGCCAAUUUGAGAAAAAAGAAAAAAAAGUUACACAAGUGAAUUCAAAAAA
Molecule: messenger RNA, 4033 nt
Organism: Amborella trichopoda
Lineage: Eukaryota; Viridiplantae; Streptophyta; Magnoliopsida; Amborellales; Amborellaceae
Source: RefSeq, a predicted model, not a curated record